Molecule: messenger RNA, 762 nt
Organism: Australozyma saopauloensis
Lineage: Eukaryota; Fungi; Ascomycota; Pichiomycetes; Serinales; Metschnikowiaceae
Gene: MAF1
Product: RNA polymerase III-inhibiting protein
Exons: 1
Coding region: 1-762 (253 amino acids)
Biological process (GO): negative regulation of transcription by RNA polymerase III
Cellular component (GO): nucleus
Molecular function (GO): RNA polymerase III core binding
Source: RefSeq, a predicted model, not a curated record
AUGCAGAAGGAGGGUUUUCGUGGCGAUGCGGGCGGUGAGAAUGAGUAUCCGAUCGACGAGUCGCCAUUUGGGCCUCUUAAAAGUGCCUCUACGCGCCGCACGUUCGCAUACCUCAUUGCGAUCCUAAAUAUCACGUACCCGGAUCAUGACUUUUCAAGCUUGCAGCCCACAACCGACAAUUUCCAUAAGAUCGAGAAUCCGGAGUUGCUCAUGCACGACUUCAACAGCCUCAUGACUUCCUUGGGUAAGAAAGACGAGUUGUUGAGCUGGAUUUGGGACACAAUCAACAUGUACAUGGAUAUUCUUUCGACAGGCUCGCCCGCCUUGACUCCACAGUUCGAUGGGGGCUCCAGGAAAAACAGCUAUGCCAACGGGUUCCUGGGCUCUCCUCGUGGGGACGGCGCCAUGUCUCCUGUUGACCGCGACCGCGAGUGUCGCAUCUACGAAUUCCAGCCUUCGGACCUGUCCAUUUUGGAGGACAUGAAUUUUCCUCACCAGACCAUGUGGUCCAAGUACUGGUUCAUUUACAACAAGAAGAAGAAGCGCGUUUGUUUCUUAUAUUUGAGCGCCUUGAACCACAUGCACCGUUCUCACCUAACGCAUACAAGAAGCGCCUCCAAUGGCUUGGAUGCUGCCAAACUGCAAUCUCAGGACGAAAGAAAUGACGACGACGAGUUCGAUGAUGAGUACAUGGACGAAGAUGUUGACAUGGAUUCUCUUCGAGACGGAGACGACGAUGUGAUUGGAGACAUCGAAAUAUAG